This is a messenger RNA of Cajanus cajan (pigeon pea), 1442 nucleotides long. RefSeq lists its product as uncharacterized. Gene Ontology annotation, biological process: response to red or far red light; maintenance of protein location in nucleus. NCBI's taxonomy places the organism in Eukaryota, Viridiplantae, Streptophyta, Magnoliopsida, Fabales, Fabaceae. Gene Ontology annotation, cellular component: cytoplasm; nuclear speck. Gene Ontology annotation, molecular function: nuclear import signal receptor activity. The record is from RefSeq and is a predicted model, not a curated record.
GUGGAUAUUAUAUUCUAGGAUAUCCUCGGCAUUGGCAUGGCUUGUCUCUCUUUCUGAGCUGUGAAGUCUCUCUCUUUGAUGUUCUAGAUAAAGAUGGAGGCAGAUACUCAGAACCCAUCUCAAAGUUACAGAUUCUGUGUGGAUGGAGUGCAUGAGACCAACAUUAUUGAAUGGAACAAGAAAAGAAAAUUACAGAGUGAUCAAUUGGAUUUGCUUAGACCAAAGCAUAAAUGCUGGGAUGGGAAUCCCUCUUCCGAACAUGCUUUAAUAUUCGACGAAAAUCCAGCGUUAGAUAGCAUGCAGAUUUAUGUACUUGAGGGUAGAACAGACGCAGAAAGCUCAGAAUCUGAAUCUGAAUCUGUGAAAGACAGCAAUAGUGUCUCUCAAGAUUCUUUUACUGCCAUGUCUGUAAAUCAAGAUGGUAAACAUGUCGCUGAUUCUGCAAAGACAUACCAAUAUGAGAGACCUUCCACUUCUUUGGUUGGUUGUGAUGGCUAUAACAAUGUCAAGGAUAAUCACCACUCUUUAGAUGAAUCUGCAGUUGAUAAGGAAUGUUCAGGUGAAGCACACACAUCUUUUUACAAAGAAUGUAAUCCAUCUUAUCAUUAUGCUGAUUUACAAGCUCUCAAGAAUCUUGAGGAGCAGAUUUUAGAAAUUGAAAGCCGUAGAAGUCACGUGUACCAAGAAAAUGCCAAAGAAAGUACUGAGGAGUCCAUAGAUAUGGAAUUUGAAGAACGUUUUUCCCAAGGGGAAAAUAGUAACAUGUAUGUCCUUUCAUCUGGAAGAUGGAAUUUAAACAAAGAGGCUCAAUCAAGCACAAGGCCACCAACAAUUGAUCAAGAAUUUGAGCAGUACUUUUCCAUGCUUAUGCUUUAGGAGAGACUACUUACAAAGGAGAUACAUGCAUAUAUUUUUUAAAGAGUUAAAUGGCUAUGCAUUGGUGGUGUAAAAUACUUUUACCGUGUUAAGCAACCACAAUUCACUACUGAUAUGAUCUACUUAUUUAUUGUAUAAGAGUCAGUUUGGGUAAAAUUCUCCAAAAUUACUUCGAAGAGAGAAAAAUAGAAGGAAAAAAUGAAAUAAAUUUUUUAUAAACUAAUAUGUAGAAGUUUUGUUUUAUUACCUUCUCUAAAAUCUUAUUUCUAUCUCAUGUAUAACUUAGUUUUAACUUAUGAAUUAGUUUAUUUUAAUUUUUCUCUCCUAAAAGUAUUUUUGGAGAAAUUUAUCCAAAUAGUUCUUAAGUCAGCAAAUCCAACAUAGAUGGUAGUUUAUAAUUGAAUAACUGUGUAAAACUACUGUUGGUGCAUAGCCUAUUUUCUGUUUUUUAAAGUAACUACCUAUAUCCAUUGCUUGUUUGAAGGUUUCCUGAACUUCUUGUUCUGAUGACUUUUUAACAACUGUGUAAUGUUGUUAUUUAUAGUUUUUGUUGUUCUUUUUGUUUA